AAAAACACUCAUUAGAUUUCAAAAACCUGGAAUCUCAUGCAGGAAUAUUACAAUGAAUGAGGACCAACUACAUUGCAAAAUCCUGAUUCCAGAGAGAUUGUAAAUGUAAGAUGUAUGGAGGAGGAACAAGACUUUCAGAUUUUUAAAAACAAAAGAAAGGAACAGCCAUUGAUGGCACACAUCUGCAGCCCCACAUCAAGAAUCUGGGACUAACCUGAUGGAGGCUUUAGGAAAUCCAUGAAAAAGUCUUCAGGCAUGACAAUAGCAGGAGAGAGUGGAAAUUGCACUGAUUUCAGGUCAGCUAGGUAUCAUCCAGCUUACAGCACUAUUCACCAUUCCCGUCGGCUCUCUGAUGUGGCCAGGUUAAGCAACUCUGACAAUCUUCCCUCCACAAAAACUUAUUUUGAAUCAUAAUAAUCCAUGCUACCAGCCACAUUAUCAUGUCUACCUCAGCUCUUUCACAGCCAUAUUCCUCCCCAUCGUUCUCUGUUUUGUCCCGCACAGCACCAAGUGCCUGAGGAGCAGCUCAGCACCAUACUACAUGGGGCAGAGUGCGGAGAAGGGCACUGCCCUCAGUGUGCCUGCCACUCGGCUGUCAGCUCUGGCUUCAGGAACAGGAAAGAGAGGUCUCUCUGGGCUGUUCCGUCAACACUGACAUCUUACUCUCACCAUUCUUCUAGGUAACUUCCACGUGAUCUAGUUAUUUGAAUGCUGGUUUUAACUGCGUCAAUCAGCACAUUUGGAAACCACAGACAUGUUUUAAAAAAACAGCAGACACUGCCAGAGGAAAAGAUUAACACACUAUCGGACUGUGAGAGCAGUCACCAAGAGACACCAGACCUUUGAAGACUAAUGCUCAGAAGACCCCAGAGACCACUAAAGGCAGGUUCUUGAUCUCUCCUAUUAGCAAAAUCAACUUGCACAAGAAAUUUACAAUGUCAAGCAAUGUUUCACAAUGCCAUGUCGGUGAAGAAACGGAACCUUUUACCUAUUUUUACUACUUGAUUUUCCUAAUAGGAAUUAUUGGAAGUUGUUUCGCACUAUGGGCAUUCACACAAAAAGGUCAGAAAUGGAAGUGUAUGAGCAUCUACUUAAUUAACCUCUUAACAGCAGACUUUCUGUUGACUUUGGCAUUGCCAGUCAAGAUUAUUGUUGACCUAGGAGUUGCAUCCUGGAAUCUGAGAAUAUUCCACUGCCAAGUUACAGCCUGCUUCAUCUACUUGAAUAUGUAUUUAUCAAUUAUAUUUUUAGGAUUUGUAAGCAUGGAUCGUUGCCUUCAGCUAAUGCACAGUACUAAGAUCUACCGCAUUCAAGAGCCUGGAUUUGCCAAGAUGCUAUCUGCAGUCGUGUGGACAAUGGUCCUCCUUAUAACAGUGCCUAACAUGGCAAUUCCAAUAAAAACCGUUGAAGAAAGACCUGGUGUGGGAUGCAUCGACUUCAAAACAAAAUUUGGAAAAGAUUGGCACGUGUUUACUAAUUUCAUAUGCACAGCAAUAUUCCUGAAUUUUUCAGCUAUGAUACUGAUUUCCAAUUUCCUUGUGGUUAGACAACUCUGCCGAAACAAAUACAGCGAGAGUUAUGCAAAUGUGAAAAAAACCCUCAUCAACAUAACGCUUGUAACUGCAGGCUACCUGCUAUGUUUUGUUCCAUACCACAUUGUUCGUAUCCCCUACACUUUGAGCCAGAACAAUACCAUAACCAACUGCUCUCUGAAACAAGCUCUCUUUAAAGCUAAAGAAUCUACCUUGCUGUUUGCAGUAUCAAACCUCUGUUUUGACCCUAUUCUGUAUUACCAUCUCUCCAAAUCAUUCAGACUGAAAUUUACUGAGACGUUUGCAGCACCCAAAGAGGCAAAAGUUUCCACAGACAAAGAGGUACCAGACAGAAGUGAACAGCAAAUGCAAAAGUACCGAUUCUCCAAUACAUCAGAAGAGCAUGCAAUCCGCAGUAUGAACAGCCAUAAUGCAAUCGCAAGCAUGGCUACCAUGGUCAACAACAUUCCUGCUGAAUCAUAAACCCAAGCAGAAGGAAAAAAACUGUGUACUAUACCAAUCGCUUCGUUAUAUGUUCACAUAGUAGGUCUGAACUAGCAGAAUGUUUGAUAGUGCCUUUCAGAAAUAGGUCCAGGUACCAGUGAUGACCUACCAGGGAUCAGAACACUUCAGAAUACAUGUUCAGACAGGCUCAAAUAUACUUACAUGUAUUUAUGGGAAACACCUGAACUCACCUUUUCUAAGUUAAAUAUAUUAAAUGACUUGCUGCAAUCAAGUGAAGAGAUUAUUUAACAGCAAUUCUUCAGCUGUGAAGUUUUCAUAUACACAACUAAACCAAAAGCAUUUUAGAGGGCAUUAUUUACUCCGGAAAGUAGUUUUAAGCUGCACCGAUUAAAGAUUAUUGUACCUGUUUACAUCAUAGCUCCAGUUUUUAUAAAUAAAUUUGUUGUUCUUGCCAA
Molecule: messenger RNA, 2452 nt
Organism: Falco peregrinus (peregrine falcon)
Lineage: Eukaryota; Metazoa; Chordata; Aves; Falconiformes; Falconidae
Gene: GPR171
Product: G protein-coupled receptor 171
Exons: 2
Coding region: 936-2015 (359 amino acids)
Biological process (GO): G protein-coupled receptor signaling pathway
Cellular component (GO): membrane
Molecular function (GO): G protein-coupled purinergic nucleotide receptor activity
Source: RefSeq, a predicted model, not a curated record